UCUUCAAAAACACCCCUUCUAAAAUUUUAAGAAAAUGGAGGGAUGCUUUUUUCCAAUUUCUUUUGCAUUUUCCAUAGUUUUAUGGGCCCUUUUUUCUUCUUCUUAUUGUUUUCAAACGGUUAAUGGAAUUAGAUUUGUUAUAGAUCGUGAAGAAUGCUUCGCCCAUUCAGUUCCUGACGACGGCGACAACGUGCACGUGUCUUUUGUUGUGAUCAAAACGGACUCUCCGUGGAGUUCUAGUCAAGAUGGUGUCGAUCUUAUGGUGAAAGGUCCAUCUGGUGAUCAGAUUGUUGAUCUCCAAGAUAAGUCGAACGAGAAAUUUGAAUUUGUCGCUCACAAAAAGGGAUUUCACCGUUUUUGUUUCACCAAUAAGUCCCCUUAUCAUGAAACCGUCGAUUUUGACGUACACGUUGGCCAUUUUUUUCACUUUGAUGAUCACGCAAAAGAUGAGCAUUUGUACCCUUUAUUGGAACAAAUUUCAAGGCUGGAAGAAGCCCUUUACAGCAUACAAUUUGAGCAGCACUGGCUUGAAGCCCAGACUGAUCGCCAAGCAUUAGUGAACGAAGCGAUGAGCAGAAGGGCAAUUCACAAGGCGACCUUUGAGUUUGUUGCGCUAAUUGGGGCCAGCGUGCUCCAGGUCUACCUCCUGCGUCGCCUGUUUGAGCGAAAGCUUGGCACCUCAAGGGUUUAGAUUUUAUCAGCAUUAGCUAACACUUGUCAUUUACUAGUAGCUCGUUAGGUUGAGUUAAUGUGAGUUUUAGGGACUAGUUAGCAUCCCUGCAUCUCAAAAUGCUAAGGUUUUAUGUGCACGGGUUGCAGCUAGCUUGGUAUUCAUUCAACGCAGUGCUUUCUUAAAAGUGGAAUUAGAUCUUUUGCUGUGUAUUUGCUUUGUGCCUCAAAGACUGACCAUUAUUAUAAUUUUUU
Molecule: messenger RNA, 924 nt
Organism: Asparagus officinalis (garden asparagus)
Lineage: Eukaryota; Viridiplantae; Streptophyta; Magnoliopsida; Asparagales; Asparagaceae
Product: transmembrane emp24 domain-containing protein p24beta2-like
Exons: 4
Coding region: 35-691 (218 amino acids)
Biological process (GO): endoplasmic reticulum to Golgi vesicle-mediated transport; Golgi organization; intracellular protein transport
Cellular component (GO): endoplasmic reticulum-Golgi intermediate compartment; Golgi apparatus; endoplasmic reticulum
Source: RefSeq, a predicted model, not a curated record